AAUCAACACAUCAGACCACUGUAUGAGACUAACAUGUACAAUUGUCAAUUUGAUGCAUUGAAAAUACUUGUAAUGCAUGUUCACGUCAUAAUCAACAGGCAACGUCGACUCCACUGUUUGGCUGGAUGAAUGCGAUGAAAAUUGAAAUGUUGUGAAUGGAUGUCGACAACCUACUUGCAACAUUGUUGUCGCUCGGAUUUGAUUAUGAUGAAUGUCAAUACGCGAUAACACAAGGAUUUACCGAUGUAGAAAGGGCUGUAGAAUGUCUCUUAAAUGGAAAAAGUAAGCCAACUGAAAAUAAAGAUUCUGGUUUCAGAAGAAUCCAACUUGAAUAGCAAUGAUCCAGUUGUCAGUCGUUAUAAAUGUGACGAUUCUCAUAAAAAGUCUUUGGAUCAAUUUGAACAAAAGAAACGUGAAAAUAUAAAACAUGAAAGUAAAAAACGGAGGCUUUUAGAUAAACAGGCAAGAAAAGCAGUUUUGCAACAAAUCAAGGAUGAUAAAGAACAAAGAAAAAUUGUUAUGGGACAGCAUAAGAAAAGCAACGAAACCUUAUGUCCCAUAGCAAGUCUCCAUCAGAUAAUCUCAAUAAUAUGUGCAGAAUUAAGAUAAGAUUAUCAAAUGGGAAAAACAUUAUUGAAACGUGCCAAUGUAGUGAACUUUUGAUUUCUGUAAUAUCAAAAGUAAAGAAAAUAUAUAAUGAAGAUGAUGAUGUCCAUAUUAUUCAGCCAUUCCCGCAUCGGAAAUUCACAGAAGAAGAUCUCCAACAAUCUUUAAUGCAAUUAAAUCUUUUUCCUGAUGGUUGUAUAACAUUAAAGAAAGUAACAAGUUCUGUUGACAAUCUCGAAGUUCACCAAUUACAAAGUCUUGAAGUGAAUGCUCAGUCACCUACUCCAGGAGGUGAAGAGAUAUACAUGCAUGGAGAGCAGGACGCUGAUGAUGACGAACAGGAAGUAGAGAAUGUUCGUGAUGAUAUAAGAUGGCGUGGAAACGUUGGUGGAUCUGGAAUGAUAUUAGGUCGACAUCCUCACAAUCCUCAUGCUAUUGAUCCUGUCAUUCAUGCUGAGUCAGCAGCUGAAGCUGCAGAGGCCCGAGCAAAAAUUGAGAAUAUCCAUCCAGUAAUUGAAGAAGAAGUUGGCAAAGUUUUAUCGAUUUCCGGUGAUGUUGAGAGCCUAGUGGAUAUGUGUCUUAAUGAUAUUGCGAGACGUUUACCCGGUCAUCAAUAUCCCGUAACUACUCUUUCUCCUUUAUCGCAUCGUUUAUGCUCCAGACUUUUGAAAUGUUUGAUGAAGAGGAAGACACUGACUUCGAAAACUUUAAAAUAUUUUUUACCUUGUAAAUUGCAACGUUUAUUAUUGGACCAUUAUCUCUAUGUUUCAAAUGAGCUGUUUUAUACAAUGAGGUUAUUUCAAAGUUUGACUCACCUCAGUGUUCAAUCGUGUACUGUGUUCACUGACAAAGCCUUGGAGUACAUCUCAGGUCUAAAGAAGAUUAUAUACUUAGAUUUAAGUAAUUGUACUCAACUUACCAACAAGUGCUUGAUUCAUUUAAAAAUGGAAAACCUUGAAGUUCUCAAACUUGACAACACUAAGGUGACCGAUGAAGGAUUAUGUGAGCUGUUUAGGAAUACACAAUGGAGCAGACUUUCUAUGUUGAGCCUAUGCCAAACCAUCGUCUCUAGUAUGGACUAUCUACAAGCCAAAAAUUUAAAAGAACUUCGUUUGGCUCAAACCAAGGUUUCAGAUUUAAAAGGCUUGAGCAGUUUGACAUGCUUGCGUGAUUUGAAUGUUUCUGGAAGUAGAAUAAAAGAUGACAAUUUAUCAUCAUUGGAAAAGCUUAAAUCUUUGCGCAAACUUAAUUUACGUCAAACUGAAAUCUCUGAUAAUGGACUUUUUUAUCUACGAGAACUACCACUUGUGGAACUUUGUCUUCCUGAAAGAUUAAGAAUAACCGAUGUUGGAGUCAAUUAUUUACAAGAUAUACCGUUGAUUUCUUUGGAUCUUACGGACUAUAUCAACAUUACUGACAAGGCGUUAAGUGCUAUAGGCAGAAUAACGACUCUUAAGAGAUUAUCACUGAGCAAAACCAAGAUUUCUGAUAAAGAUAUUUUACUUCUAAAGGGCCUUGUUGGUUUAAAGGAAUUAGAUUUUACUUUGACUGCGUUUGGUGACGGUGGUUUCGAUGUGUUUUCAUACCUGACUCAACUUGAACAACUCAGUCUGUCUGGUACAAGAAUUACGGAUGAUGGUUUGACUUCAGGAAAGUUAAACAGUUUAACUCUUUUGUGGAAAUUAAACUUAAGCAGAACCACAAUAUCAGACAAAGGUAUCAAACAUCUAAAACUACCCGAAUUAUCUUCAAUCAAUUUGGAUUCAACAAUGAUAAGCGAGAAGUGUUGGGAUUUAUUGAUUGAUUGCCCAAAACUCCAAUUUAUCAGGAGAGAAAAUUUUUAACUUUGAAUUGCGAAGGCUGAAAUGCCCAUUGAUCCUAACUACAGGAUUUUAAAGUCUUAAAUUUUACCACCACAAAUUAAAAGUAUUUCUUUGUUAGCUUCUAACAAACAUUUUGAAGAAUGAAUCAUCAAAUACAUGGUGAAAAAUCAUUGCAACAAGCUAAUUAUGCUUCAAAUCAGUUCUUUACAUGUCACAUCUUUACCAACUAUGAAACACUUAACAACUAACAUUUUAAUCAUUAAAUCAUGUCAUUAUUCACUAAUAUCAAUGAUGAAAUUGAAAAAAUAACGUAAGUAGGUGCUCAACAAAGCUACUAAUAUCACAAAUUAAUUAUUAAAUCAUUAUGAAAAA
Molecule: messenger RNA, 2801 nt
Organism: Xenia sp. Carnegie-2017
Lineage: Eukaryota; Metazoa; Cnidaria; Anthozoa; Malacalcyonacea; Xeniidae
Exons: 22
Coding region: 552-2450 (632 amino acids)
Biological process (GO): SCF-dependent proteasomal ubiquitin-dependent protein catabolic process
Cellular component (GO): SCF ubiquitin ligase complex
Molecular function (GO): protein binding
Source: RefSeq, a predicted model, not a curated record